This is a messenger RNA of Capra hircus (goat), 1986 nucleotides long. RefSeq names its product solute carrier family 6 member 16 (gene SLC6A16). Gene Ontology annotation, cellular component: membrane. The transcript has 11 exons. Lineage: Eukaryota; Metazoa; Chordata; Mammalia; Artiodactyla; Bovidae. Bases 1 to 1986 code for a protein of 661 amino acids. The record is from RefSeq and is a predicted model, not a curated record. Gene Ontology annotation, biological process: sodium ion transmembrane transport.
AUGGGGGCAGAGGCUGCCCCAGUCCUGAGACAGAGAUUCUUACCUGAGAAAGUUCAGGUGCCAGAGGAGAAGAAUGAAGUCCUCAUUACUCGUCCAUUCUGGUCCAACAAGGCUGAGUACCUCCUGGUCCAGAUGGGCUAUACCAUGAGGCCUGCCAGUCUCUGGAGUUUUUGCUACCUGUGGCUUCACAGUGGAGGUGGCAUUUUUCUCAUCAUCUACAUCUUCUUGCUGUUCUUGAUUGGGGUUCCUCUCCUCUUCCUGGAGAUGGCAGCUGGUCAGAGGAUGCGUCAGGGCAACAUUGGUGUGUGGAAGGUCAUCAGCCCCUGGAUUGGUGGUAUAGGGUAUACAAGCUUAAUGGUGUGCUUCAUCAAUGCCUUGUUCGUGAAUGUGAUCAUUGCCUGGAUCCUGUUCUACUUGAGUCAGUCCUUCCAGUAUCCCGUUCCAUGGGAGAAAUGUCCCUUACUGGAGAACGCCAGUGGCUUUGAUCCUGAAUGUGCACGGACGACACCCUCCCUGUACUUCUGGUACCGGAUGACUCUGAAGGCCUCAGACAGGAUUGAGGAUAACGGGCCACCAGUGUUCAGUCUGUGCCUGCCUUUAUUCAUGUCCGUGUGUCUUCUUGGUACUUUCAUGCUUAAUGGCCUCAAGUGGACUGGGAAGGUAAUGUGUGUCUUGGUAUCAACCAGCGGUCUCAUAAUGCUCUGUUUUGUCCUGCGGAGUAUAAUGCUAGAAGGGGCAGUAUUUGGCCUUCACCAUAUGACAGUUGUCAAGAUAUCAGCUAUGUACAACGUGAACGUAUGGCGCGGAGCAGGGAACCAAGUCUUGUGUUCCUUGGGCCUCGGCUUUGGCUCCAUUGUCUCCAUAGCCUCGCAUAUUCAGUCAUCCAGCAGCUGUCUCAGUGAUGCCGUGACUGUGGCUCUGGCUAACCUGAUCUCCAUGUUGCUUGUCACGCCUUUUAUCUUCUCUAUCUUGGGCUUCUGGGCCACACAGCUCACGCACCACUGCAAUGAGAAGAAUACUGAAACACUUUUGAAGCUGGUAAACAUGGGGAUACUGCCUCCUGAGGCCCAGCCACCUCAAAAUCUUAUUGGUAACCCAACCUCUAUCUUCACCUCCUGGUUCAACAGCCUCUCCAACCCCAUCAAGAAGGAGGUCCUCAGCCAUGUGGCUGAGUGCAACUUAGAGGAGCAGUUUUUGAAGAUUAAGGGGAGCACAAACUUUGCUUUCCUGGCCUUCGUUGAAGCCAUGUCUUUUAUUCCUGGGUCUGUCUUCUGGUCCUUCCUGUUCUUCGUAAUGUUGCUGAACCUGGAGAUGUCCACCAUGAUAGGGAUCGUGGAGAGCAUCAUUACCUCUCUCCAGGACAUCUUUAUUUCUGUCCAGAAAUAUACAAAGCUGUUUACAGUGGUUGUCUUAAUGCUCAUGUUCCUGUGUGGCCUCUUCUUCAUUCGACCGUCAGGCAGCUACUACAUCAGACUGCUAUCUGACUACUGGACAAUCCUCCCUAUAAUCAUCGUCAUCAUAUUGGAAAACUUGGCUGUGAAAUGGUCCAGAGAGGCCAACAGUUUCUUUGCAGACACGGCUAACCUGUGGGGCCGUCCUAUGUACUCCAUCAUUUGUUGGCUGUGGUCCUGUCUAAUUCCAGUUGUGCUGCUAACCCUGUCUGCGACCACUGUAUUUCAACUAUCUCUGAAGAAUGUCACGUAUCUGGCCUGGGACUCAAGCACUUCAAAAGAAAUGGUUCGACAAUACCCAUCAUGGGGGCUAUUCAUAUUGUUCAGCUUUUUACUCAUUGUCAUCCUUCCCAUCCCUAUAUACUUUGUAUAUUGCUUCACUCAUGGGAUUCCUUUCAACUCCACCAGCUGGGACAAGCCUAUGAUAUCCUCCAAGUCCUUACCCCUAAGUUUCCAACUGACACCCAUUAAAGAGGUUGAAAACGAAGAAAUCCUCCAAGGUGAUAGUGAAAUUGCUGAUCAACCUGUGGUGUGA